AUGGAGUCACCAACUGUGCAGCCGCAAGUUGCAUCAACAAGCACACCAAGGAAAAAAAUGACAAAACAAUUGACAGGUAAAAGGGAUGAUACCCCUCUGCACUCAGCUGCAAGAGCAGGGAAUCUGAGCGUUCUGAAAGACACAGUUAGUGGCAAUGAAGGGGGUGAACUGCGUGCGUUGUUGACAAAGCAGAACCAUGCUGGAGAAACGGUGCUUUAUGUUGCUGCUGAAUAUGGUUAUGUUGAUAUGGUUAGGGAGAUGAUUCAAUAUUAUGAUCUUGCUGGUGCUGGAAUCAAGGCAAGGAAUGGUUUUGAUGCACUCCACAUUGCUGCCAAACAAGGCGAUUUAGAUAUUGUGAAGAUUCUAAUGGAGGCUCAUUCUGAAUUGUCAAUGACAGUGGAUCCAGCCAACACCACAGCCCUGCACACUGCUGCAUUACAAGGGCAUAUUGAGAUAGUGACAUUUCUUUUGGAAGCAGGUAGUAAUCUGGCAACCAUUGCUAGAAGUAAUGGGAAAACGACUUUGCAUUCUGCAGCAAGAAAUGGACAUUUAGAGGUUGUGAAAGCACUUCUGGAGAAGGAGCCUGCAGUUGCAACGCGUACUGAUAAGAAGGGACAGACAGCACUUCACAUGGCAGUGAAGGGACAGAAUCUUGAGGUGGUGGAGGAGUUGAUAAAAGCUGAUCCCUCAACACUAAACAUGGUUGAUAAUAAGGGUAACACGGCAUUGCAUAUAGCAACCAGGAAGGGCAGGGGUCAGAUUGUUAAGCUGCUUCUUGGACAGACAGAAACAGAUUCAUUGGCAGUUAAUAAGUCAGGGGAAACCGCACUAGACACUGCUGAAAAAACUGGGAACUCGGAUGUUAAAGAAAUUCUGCUGGAACACGGUGUUCGAAGCGCCAAAGCCUUAAAGGCUCAGCCAGCAACAGCUACAGCCCGUGAGUUGAAACAAACUGUGAGUGACAUAAAGCAUGAAGUUCACUACCAGUUGGAACACACUCGCCAAACUAGAAGAGGUGUUCAAGGCAUAGCCAAACGUCUCAACAAAAUGCAUGCUGAAGGACUCAACAAUGCAAUAAACUCCACCACUGUGGUUGCAGUCCUCAUUGCCACAGUUGCCUUUGCAGCUAUUUUCACAGUCCCUGGGCAAUUUGCUGAUGAUCCAAAAGACAUUCCUCCAGGUUCAGGGAUGUCCCUUGGUGAAGCAAACAUAGCCCCACAACCUGCAUUUCUCAUUUUCUUUGUCUUUGAUUCCAUUGCCCUCUUCAUUUCUCUGGCUGUGGUGGUGGUGCAAACCUCGGUUGUGAUCAUAGAAAGCAAGGCAAAAAAGCAGAUGAUGGCCAUCAUUAAUAAGCUAAUGUGGUUGGCUUGUGUGCUUAUUUCCGUGGCCUUCUUGGCACUGACAUUUGUAGUGGUGGGUAAGGAUCAGAGGUGGCUAGCAAUUGGGGUCACUAUCAUAGGGACCACUAUAAUGGCCACAACUUUGGGCACCAUGUGUUACUGGGUCAUUAGGCAUCGCAUUGAGGCCUCAAAUUUAAGGAGCAUCAGGAAAUCUUCCUUGGGAAGCAGGUCAAGAUCUUUUUCAGUAUCAGUUAUGUCAGAUUCUGAGCUACUAAACAAUGAGCGUAAGGUACUGUAUGCGAUAUAG
This is a messenger RNA of Sphenostylis stenocarpa, 1647 nucleotides long. The record is from the annotation of a GenBank genome assembly. NCBI's taxonomy places the organism in Eukaryota, Viridiplantae, Streptophyta, Magnoliopsida, Fabales, Fabaceae.